UUGACGUCACCAGCACGCGCCCCGCCGCUGCCAUCUGCUGGCGUGCUGGUCCCGCGCUUCCAGCCUGGGGACUCGCGGCGGCCUGGUUCAGCAGUCGCCCAAGUCUCGGGGCCCUCGCGCUGCACCCAACAUGUCGAUGCUGGCGGAGCGUCGGCGGAAGCAGAAGUGGGCUGUGGAUCCAAGAAACACUGCGUGGAGUAAUGAUGAUUCCAAGUUUGGCCAGAGGAUGCUAGAGAAGAUGGGGUGGUCUAAAGGAAAGGGUUUGGGGGCUCAGGAGCAAGGAGCCACAGAUCAUAUUAAAGUUAAAGUUAAAAAUAACCACCUGGGACUUGGAGCUACCAUCAAUAAUGAAGACAACUGGAUUGCUCAUCAGGAUGAUUUUAACCAGCUUCUGGCUGAACUGAACACUUGCCACGGGCAGGAAAUAGCAGACUCCUCAGACAAUAAGGAAAAGAAAUCUUUUAAUCUUGAGGAAAAGUCCAAAAUCUCUAAAAACCGGGUCCAUUACAUGAAAUUCGCGAAAGGGAAGGAUCUGUCGUCGAGGAGCAGCACGGAUCUUGACUGCAUUUUUGGGAAAAGGCAAAGCAAGAAGACUGCUGAGCAGGAUGGUCCCAGCCCCUCCACUGCAGACGGGAGCGAGCCCUCCACGACGACCACCAGCGCCUUCACCAUCCAGGAGUACUUUGCCCUCCGGAUGGCCCAGCUCCAGAGCAAGCCACGGCUCCCAGCUCCCCAGCCUGGCCUCUCGGAGACCCAGGUGGAACGGAAAAGCAGAAAGAAAAAACACAAAGAGGCGGCAGACAACCAUGAUGAAAAUUACUCCCAGCCCAAGGCCAAGCGGUCUAAAAAGGACGAGAGCCAGGGCUGUGUGGCCAAGAAGAGAGGGCCAGCCGAGUGGCAGCCCAGAGGGCCCCGUGGGGAUGAGCACUCAGAGGUCCCUGCUGAGGGCUGUGUGCAACCUCCUGGUGGCCAGGAUUGUACCCUAAAGCCCAAAAAGAGGAGAGCAAAGGACAAGCCACAGAGGCCAGCAGAGGUGGCUGCAGAUGCCACACUGGACAACGAAGGUCCCAUGGUGAAAAAAAGGAAAAAGAAGAAGAAGAAAAAGAAGGAGGAGGAGGAGGCGGCGGCAGCUUCCAGGUGAGCUCCCGCCAGCCCGGGCCUUCCGACCACUCCGCUGUUGUGCUGCCGGGCAAACUCUUUGGCCUGGAGUCAGAGCUGUGAGCCCCACGCAGCUCGGGCAUAUCCUUCAACGUGCCCGUGGAUUGCCGAGUCUCGCCCUCUCGCCACAUUUCCCCAAGUCAUUGUCCCGGGAGAGCAGUUUUAGCAUUCCAGAUCAUGGCUCUUUAUAUAAACAAAUAAAUGUCUUUUUAAACUCUGA
Ictidomys tridecemlineatus (thirteen-lined ground squirrel) is the source of this 1378-nucleotide messenger RNA. It is a transcript of the gene Pinx1, whose product is annotated as PIN2 (TERF1) interacting telomerase inhibitor 1. Gene Ontology annotation, cellular component: nucleolus. The record is from RefSeq and is a predicted model, not a curated record. Lineage: Eukaryota; Metazoa; Chordata; Mammalia; Rodentia; Sciuridae. Gene Ontology annotation, molecular function: telomerase inhibitor activity; nucleic acid binding.